CUUGGGAUUAGGCUUGGCAUCGGUCAGCGGGUGGUGAGCAAUUGCAUUGUGAAUCACUUGUUUGAUCUAUGUCCAAAGUCAGCAAAUGCCGAACAUCAGCUCUGUGAGUGAAUUCCUCCUGCUGCCAUUCGCAGACACGCGCGAGCUGCAGCUCCUGCACUUCGCGCUCUUCCUGGGCAUCUACCUGGCUGCCCUCCUGGGCAACGGCCUCAUCCUCACCACCGUAGCCUGCGACCACCGCCUCCACACCCCCAUGUACUUCUUCCUGCUCAACCUCGCCCUCCUCGACCUGGGCUGCAUCUCCACCACUCUGCCCAAAGCCAUGGCCAAUGCCCUCUGGGACACCAGGGCCAUCUCCUAUCAAGGCUGUGCUGCUCAGGUCUUCCUGUUUGUUUUCUUGAUGUCAGCAGAGCAUUCUUUUCUCACCGUCAUGGCCUACGACCGCUACGUUGCCAUCUGCAAGCCCCUGCACUACGGGAGCCUCGUGGGCAGCAGAGCUUGUGCCCAGAUGGCAGCAGCUGCCUGGGGCAGUGGCUUUCUCAACGCUGUCCUGCACACGGCCACUACAUUUUCCCUGCCCUUCUGUCGAGGCAAUGCUGUGGACCAGUUCUUCUGUGAAAUCCCCCACAUCCUCAAGCUCUCCUGCUCAGAUGCCUACCUCAGAGAAGUUGGUGUUCUUCUAGUUAGUGGUUGCUUUGGUGUUGGUUGUUUUGUUUUCAUAGUGCUGUCCUAUAUUCAGAUCUUCAGAGCUGUGCUGAGGAUUCCCUCUUCUCAGGGCCAGCACAAAGCCUUUUCCACGUGCCUCCCUCACCUGGCUGUGGUCUUCCUGUUUCUCAGCACUGUCAUGUUUGCGUACCUGAAACCCCCCUCUAUUUUCUCCACAUCCUUGGACCUGGUGAUGGCACUUCUGUACUCAGUGGUGCCUCCAGCAGUGAACCCCCUUAUCUACAGCAUGAGGAACCAGGAGCUGAAAGCCACGCUGAAGAAACUGAUGCUGGUUUUAGUAUUUGCUUAGUAAUGAACUGUCUCUCCUUUCUAGUUUAGCUCAAGUUAAUCUCAGGCAAUUUGUGCCCUCUAGGUAUAGCAUUUGUCCUUGUUUGAUUUCGGAUAGAGUUAAUUUUCUUCCUAGUAGCUGGUAGAAUGCUAUGUUUUGGCUGAGGAUGAGAAGAGUGCUGAUGAUAUGCCAAUGUUUUAACUCUUGCAGAGCAGUCCUUACCAAGGCAAGGGUGGUUCAGCUUCUCACUCUGUCCUGACAACAGGCAGAUUGAGGGUGCAGCAAGAGCUGCGAGGGUACAGACCCAGGACAGCUGACCCAAACUGUCCAAAGGGGUAUUCCAUACCUUCUGACGUCAUGCUAAAAAAUAUAUAGGGGUGGCUAGCCAUGGGGAGGAGGCCAGACUGCUCGGGGUUAGGCUGGGCAUCGGUCAGCGGGUGGUGAGCAAUUGCACUGCGCAUCACUUGUUUCGUCCACGUUAGUAGCAGUAGUGCUAUUAUCAUCAGUAUUGUUAUUAUUAUUGUUAUUCUUAUUUUCCUGUCUUAAUAAACAGUCUUUAU
Messenger RNA from Anas platyrhynchos (mallard), 1554 nucleotides. The record is from RefSeq and is a predicted model, not a curated record. Lineage: Eukaryota; Metazoa; Chordata; Aves; Anseriformes; Anatidae.